Exophiala oligosperma is the source of this 2276-nucleotide messenger RNA. RefSeq lists its product as uncharacterized. The record is from RefSeq and is a predicted model, not a curated record. The coding region runs from base 406 to 1986 and encodes 526 amino acids. NCBI's taxonomy places the organism in Eukaryota, Fungi, Ascomycota, Eurotiomycetes, Chaetothyriales, Herpotrichiellaceae. The transcript has a single exon.
CAAACUUCCACUUCCGUUCGUGUCUUGUGCUACUCUACCACAUGCGACGUUGUCUGAGGGUGACACCAAACACAGUGGUGCUGUCUUUCUGUCUGCCUGCCUGUCUGUCAAUCAAUCUCUACUUCGAUACCUACUUUUACUUAACAACUCCGUACUUUACCUUUCAAUUCAGAUCCCACCCAUCCGGUCCACGCCCGAAUCUCUUAGGGUUUACCUUUUUAAGACUGCACCACGUUCGGGAAGACAUGACUUUGAUGCAGUGACCAUUAUUAAUUGUCAAAUUUUGGCGUUCUAGCCUGGCUACGAGUAACCCAUCGACCCGCUGUGAAUUCCACCUGUGUCGAUAAACCUGAGCCUGCGUUGCCUACACCACACAAGUACGAUCAACGGCACAGAAACACAAAGAUGCAUCCUUUCGAGACUCCCGACUCCUCACCGACUCGUUUGUCGUCUCCUCGACCUUCGAUCGACCUCACGAAUCCACCUCACUCUCCCUUUCUUCACAACUUGACCCAACGUCUUCGCAAAGGUUCCAACGCGAGCUCUCACAGUGGUGGUGUGGAAGGCCCUCUGUCGGCGGCGCAACCGGCCGCCGCCGCCUCCCCAUCACCAGCAGACCCUAUAAAAAAGACAGAAAAGACCAAGGAGGUCAAGAAACUUCUCGCGGCGAUGGUGAGGGACGAUUGGGAAUACCCUAGUACGACGGUGAAAGUGAAGGAAAAGACAAACAACGACGGGAUACCGUAUCGGGAACCUCUGGGGUACAGGGUUCGAGAAGAGUGGUCGAGUGACAUUGAGGCGGAGGAGAGGAAAGCGGCGUACGCGUACGCGAGUGCGCACUCGGGUCCCAACGCGAACGCCCACGGACGUGGCAAGAGCCAAAACAACGGCCCGUACAAAUUCGAAAGUCCGGAUGCCGUGGGUGACAUGGUUCUGGAGAGGAAACGGAAACGGAGGAGACUUGUGGAGGAGGAAUUGAGCGUCAACGAAGGGUUGAGGGUUUGGACGAACAGGAGGGACGCCUGGACCGGUGCGGUCAAACAACGUCCGAAGGAUGCGGCCGCGGCGAAGAGAAGAGAGGGUGGUUUCGACAACAGACGACGACCUUCGCACACCAUUUUUCGACGGUCAAGUAGUAUGCUUUCUCACUGUCACGGUCACGGUCACGGUCACGGAAGGAACGGUUCCGUUUCUACAUCCUCCGGUUCACCUUUGAACCCUGGAUCGGGGACGACAAGGUCGAGUGCGGCCAACGGAGACGGCGGCGACGCUCUGAAUACGAAUGCAAACACAAACACAGGUACGGCGGCGGCGAUCGAAGUGUCGUCGUCGAUCGAAAGUGACAUCGUACCCGACAACGACACGACCGGCGAGACGUUGGGGUCUCUCGACUCGGUCGACGGGCCGUGGUUGCCCGUGUUCCCGCCGCUUUUGCCUUCGUCGUCGGACGGGAACCACCAAGACGUCCACCACCUGUUGCGUGACCGAAUCACCCCAAGGGCCUACUCGACCAUCUAUUCAAAGGUCGUGGUUCAAGGGUUGGCCCCCAACGUCCCGAUCCCCCUGGUCCACAUGAUACCGGCCUUGGUCGAAGGUUGGAAGUCGGAAGGGAACUGGCCACCCCAGCCCGCCGCCGUCUCCGUGGCCGACGUCAAAAAGGGACGCAGGUCGAGUGCGUUUGCCAAAUGGAGAAGGGAACAUCAACAUCAUCAUCACCACCACCAACACACGAUCGACACCCGUGCGGCCGACGGUCAAGUGGCACAACACGAGAGGGAGGACGGUAAGAGUCGAGUGAGGAGGAGUAUCAGUAUGAUGAAGAGGGUCCUCGGCGGGAGCGACAACACACGUGGCGGUGGGGAUGCCGCCGCCGCCGGUCUGGAAGAAUUGGGUAUCGAAUUUCGUGACGACGACCACGACGGCGAACGUGACAAUGAAGAGGAGAUUCGAAAAAAUGCCGCCCUCAACAAGGCUCUGCUCGGCUGAGACAAGAUACCUUUACCUAGGUACCUUGGAUCGGUAGGUAGUGUUCCGCAAAACCUAACCUGAUUACUUUUUUUUUUAAUCCUCUGUAUUCCAUAUUAAAAAAACCACCUCGUACCGCCCCGAGCCUUGCUUCUACCUGGUAAUGGCUGGGUGGAGAAUGGAUGAGAUGAGAUGAGAUGAUGUGUGUGAUGUGAUAUGAUACUCAUGCAAUAAUGAGCGUGUGGACCUCCUCUAUUUUUGGUUCAAAGUUCCAUCACAUGUGUAGCGGUUACUAGAUCUGACAAUUGGUG